Prosopis cineraria is the source of this 3621-nucleotide messenger RNA. RefSeq names its product DNA-directed RNA polymerase 3B, chloroplastic-like. Lineage: Eukaryota; Viridiplantae; Streptophyta; Magnoliopsida; Fabales; Fabaceae. Bases 78 to 3056 code for a protein of 992 amino acids. The record is from RefSeq and is a predicted model, not a curated record. The transcript is spliced from 19 exons. Gene Ontology annotation, molecular function: DNA binding; DNA-directed RNA polymerase activity. Gene Ontology annotation, cellular component: mitochondrial DNA-directed RNA polymerase complex. Gene Ontology annotation, biological process: mitochondrial transcription.
UGAAGUGCGAUGGAGAUGCAUUAGUUGGUGUUGUCGGCCUCCGCUCGCAGGUUUAAGCGAGGUUUUGUCCUCGUCUUAUGCAGGUACUUCUAUGCCUUCCAGACUCUCCACCCUCUCCACCGAUCCAUAACUCCACAAUGAGCUUAGCAGCUUCCUUUCCUAGCCUAGAGGUUCAUGCUCAUACAAGAACUAGCCUCUACGUUCAAAGAAAACCUCACAAAAACCGUCACUUUCUCUCUAUUCCCAAUCCUUCCACCGCUUCUUCUCCCUUGACCAUUACUUCCCCCUCAAACCCAAUUCAAUUCCAUCCUUUAUCGGAUUCUGUCCACGAUAAUUUCAUUGACGACCUCGACAAUCCACUCAAUCCAUUCAAUCCCGUCGUGAAUAGAAUUUAUCAAAUCCAGGCCCCCCCGGAGUCGUCAAGCCGGAGAAUAUUUAUUCAGGAGCCACCCUGGAUUUCUUCGCUCUUUUUGAAAGGGCAGAACAAUAUAGCUAGUCGAGAGUUGAAAUUGGAGUUUAAGGAAAUUGAGAAGAGCAAGUAUAAUUUGCUGCGCAGGAGGCAGAUUAAAGCGGAGACUGAAGCAUGGGAGAGGAUGGUGGAGGAGUAUAGAGAACUAGAAAGAGAAAUGCGUGAGAAGAACUUGGCCCCUAAUUUGCCUCACGUGAAGGCACUGUUUUUAGGGUGGUUUGGUCCCCUGAAGGAGGCUAUAGAGAGGGAGCAGAAGUCACAGAUGUCGAAGAAGAAGAAGGCGGCAUAUUCACCGUAUAUUGAUAUGUUGCCUGCAGCUAAAAUGGCCCUUAUUGUUAUGCAUAAAAUGGUGGGUUUACUCAUGCUGGAGCAUGAGGCGGGGUGUGUUCAGCUUGUUCAGGCUGCUGUUCAGAUUGGGAUGGCCAUUGAACAAGAGGUAAGAAUUCAUAAAUUCCUGGAAAAAACUAGAAGUCAGCAGGGUAAGAGGACAAUAGUUAAUGCUGAGGACAGCCUGAACAAUGAUAGAGAAAAACUAAGGAAACGUGUAAAUGUUUUGAUUAGGAGGAAAAGACAUAAAAAAGUGCAGACACUACUGAAAAAGGAAGAAUUUAGUUCAUGGGCUCGUGAUACCCAGGCUAAGCUGGGAUGUCGAUUAAUAGACUUAUUAAUUGAAACAGCAUAUAUACAGUCUCCAGUUACCCAGUCUGCUGAUUUUCCACCUGACAUUCGACCAGCAUUCAAGCACAGGUUUCAAGCUGUAUUGAAGUAUCCCAGGCAAAAGAUUUUGAAGAAUUAUGGCGUUAUAGAAUGUGAUCCCUUAGUCCUUGCUGGGCUUGAUAAAUCUGCUAAACAUAUGUUAAUACCUUACAUGCCAAUGUUGAUACCUCCAAAAAAGUGGAAAGGAUAUGACAAAGGUGGACACUUGUUCUUGCCUUCUUAUAUUAUGCGCACUCAUGGAUCUAGAAAGCAACAAAAUGUAAUGAAGAAUGUCAAAGGGGAACAAAUGCAAAAAGUUUUUGAGGCUUUGGAUGUGCUUGGAAAUACCAAAUGGCGAAUAAAUAGAAGAUUGCUUGGUGUUGUUGAGACAAUCUGGGGUGGAGGAGGUAACAUUGCAGGCCUGGUUGAUCGUCAAGAUGUUCCCAUACCAGAAAAGCCAUUCAUUGAGGAAUUAAAGCUAAUUCAGGAGUGGAAAUGGAGGGUGAGGAAGGCAAAGAAAAUUAAUCUAGAGAGGCAUGCUCAAAGAUGUGACACUGAGCUUAAGCUUUCGGUGGCCCGAAAAAUGAAAGAUGAGGAAGGUUUUUACUAUCCCCACAAUCUUGACUUCCGUGGCAGAGCAUAUCCAAUGCAUCCUCAUUUGAAUCAUUUAAGUUCUGAUCUGUGCCGAGGACUGCUUGAGUUUGCUGAAGGACGGCCAUUGGGGAAGUCCGGACUAAAGUGGCUGAAGAUACAUUUGGCGAAUUUGUAUGCAGGUGGUGUUGAAAAGCUGUCUUAUGAUGGACGUCUAGAAUUUGUGGAGAACCAUCUUCAUGAUGUGUUUGACUCUGCCGAUAACCCAAUUAAUGGUAAGCGAUGGUGGUUAAUGGCUGAAGAUCCUUUCCAAUGCCUUGCUGCUUGUUUCAAUCUGUCAGAAGCCUUAAGAAACUCAUCACCACAUGCUGUUGUCUCACAUCUGCCAAUUCAUCAGGAUGGUUCCUGUAAUGGCUUACAGCACUAUGCUGCCUUGGGAAGAGAUUGUUUGGAGGCUGCUGCAGUUAACUUGGUUGCUAGAGAGAAGCCGGCUGAUGUUUACUCAGAGAUUGCUGUUAGGGUUCAUGAUAUUAUGAUAAAGGACAGCAAAGAAGAUCCUACUACAAAUCCAAAAGCUUUAUUAGCAAAGGUUUUAAUUGACAAGGUUGAUAGGAAACUAGUCAAACAGACAGUUAUGACUUCUGUCUAUGGUGUUACUUUUGUCGGGGCAAGAGAGCAAAUAAAAAGAAGAUUGUUGGAGAAAGGCCUCACAACUGAUGACAAACUUAUAUUUGAUGCAGCUUGCUAUGCUGCGAAAGUGACCUUGGACGCGCUUGGGGAAAUUUUUGAAGCUGCGCGUGGCAUUAUGAAUUGGCUUGGUGAUUGUGCAAAGGUGAUUGCCUCUGACAAUCAGGCUGUUCGGUGGACCACUCCUCUUGGUCUUCCCGUUGUACAACCAUACUGUAAAACUGAACGUCAUCUGGUCAGAACAUCUCUUCAGGUUUUGGCUUUGCGGAGGGAGGGUGAUGCAGUUCAUGUCAGAAAACAGAGAACUGCAUUUCCUCCUAAUUUUAUACAUUCGCUAGAUGGUUCACACAUGAUGAUGACUGCUCUUGCCUGCAGGGAUGCUGGCUUGCGUUUUGCAGGGGUUCAUGACUCAUUCUGGACACAUGCAUGUGAUGUGGAGAAAAUGAAUCAGAUUCUUAGAGAAGAAUUUGUGGGGCUUUAUAGGUCGCCCAUACUUGAAAAUUUGCUGGAAGACUUUCAGAAAUCAUACCCAGGAUUGACGUUCCCUGGACUGCCAGAGAGAGGUGAUUUUGACUUGCGGAAGGUUCUUGAGUCACCAUACUUUUUCAACUGAGCAUUUCUCCACCACAAUCAUGAGUUUCCACAUCAACAUUCUUACCUUCCAUUACAACCUGUCUCGGAAGCUUUGGUGGGAACAGUGACCCAUGGUGCCUCCAAGAAAUGCCAAGGAAAGAAAACAGACCCCAAGGGUAUUUUCCAGAACUCUUAUGUUGCUAGAAUGCUCAGAACAGUACUAUGAUCUUCUAGGUGCUGAUUCAGGUGGAUAUAAAGCUUCAUUGCCUGUUACACCAUGUAGAGAAUGGAUUCCCAGUAAGAUUUUUUUGUUUGCAAUUUUGUUCACCGGCUCUGCUGCUUAAUGGACAGUGGCAUUUUCCAUGUGAGACAUUCCUAGAGAUAGACUCUGUGUAUAAAAAUAAGAACAAAUCAAUCAGAUAUAGGAUAUUUGAACAUGUCAGAAGUAGGCUUUACUGAAAAGUGAAUUUAGUAGGUUCAUGUGUAUAUUCUUAACUAGUGAGUUUUGCUUCUCUGUUGUAAACUUUAGUCUAAUAUCUUUCUCUACUAGAUAUGUGCCAGCAGCCUGACAAUGCAAAUUCAAAGCAUUAUUCUGUUUAUGUGUA